AUGUGUAGUAAAAUGAGUAAUAACUUUAGUAGUAACUCCAUUUUAAUUUCCGAAAGUUUUAAAAACGACGCUGCUUUCUUCAGAGAUGUUCCGGAUCUCUUAACUCCUGAAUGUUUCGAACAACAGGUGCCUCAUUACUACAUCACUUUGCCCGCGGAGGACAGCGGCAUUAAUGGGGGAUUAGUUUUACUCUCUGAAAAGGGUGAAAAUGUCAAUAUCGAAGAAAUCAUUCGAGCAGGCAAUAGAUGUGCUGUACAGAUCACGUUCAAGCUGCAGAUAACACGAGACUCCGAAGUAACAUGGGAAUCGAUCUUGUUCCAACAAAAGCUCUACAUACGUAUCGAUGCCAGCAAUCCAGCUAUUUCGAAGAUGGGAUUUCUCGGUAUCAUGGAGUAUGCUGAAGACGUUCUAAAGCUGUUGGUACGCACAUUUAUGUACAUCGGAUUUGCCAUCAUACCUCCAGGGCAUAAACUAAUUCCUCAAGCCUCGUCCGACACUUGUAAUAUAUAUAUGGCUUACUGUAUCACAUAA
Molecule: messenger RNA, 531 nt
Organism: Planococcus citri (citrus mealybug)
Lineage: Eukaryota; Metazoa; Arthropoda; Insecta; Hemiptera; Pseudococcidae
Product: ornithine decarboxylase antizyme 1-like
Exons: 3
Coding region: 1-531 (176 amino acids)
Biological process (GO): positive regulation of protein catabolic process
Cellular component (GO): cytoplasm; nucleus
Molecular function (GO): ornithine decarboxylase inhibitor activity
Source: RefSeq, a predicted model, not a curated record